AUGAACAUGGCGACCACGGUAAUGAAAGAGGUUGUGGUUUGUUCUACGUUAUUACGACAAUGCUGCUCACAGUGGAAAGGUUUCCCUCAAAUGAACGUUUUAAACAGUGCUUCUGUAAUUUCAGGUAUGAAUCAAUCUGUGUUCAAGCUCUGAAAGAUGUUGAUCUGUCGUACAUUAAAUUCGCCAAGUCUCCAUACUCAAAUAUCCCCGUGAGCUUCACACGAUGGAAUUAAUUUAGGGUUAUAGUAUUCCCUAGAAAUAAAAGUUUUCAAAUCGUUUUUGUUUUAAUAUCUUGUGGUUUAUCUGAGCUGCAUGGCGAUCCAAGCUGUGCACUGAUGCAAUAAGUCACGUUUGUCGUGUUAGUGAUGUAAUGUAACUCGUCAAAGAUGUAAACUCUAUAUUACACGUGUAUCAAGGUGCGCCAGGGGAACAAAUGUGCUGCGUAUGUCCCUCCUAACUCCCAUGUCACGGUUUCAGUGUGUUUCGUAUAAAUACUCGGAGUCAGCUUUUAAGAACUUUCUACACUAACAAACCAGAUAUUUUUUCGCGUUCAAAAUGAGUGUUCAGUGGCUCAGCCGCACAUGCUGAAAUUGUACAUGUGUAUAGUCUUAGAAAAUAUUUCCUUUGGAACAUAAUUUUAAGGUCUUAAAUUUGUUUCGAAGAGGAAGUAUUAUGUUAUCUAUUCAACUCCUAAUAUAUUAAUGUUAAUCUCUCUACCUAGUGUUUUCCUCUAAUUUUUUGUUAGGCUUGUCCUGGGAAUCUGGUAUUCUAUCAAGAUCACAUUCCUUUCCUUAAUUCUUGUUACCCACAUACUUAACAGGGUAUUAAAAUUGUUGGUAGAAUUUACAUUCUGAUCACUCCUUACAGACUAAUAGUUGGUGUAAGCUUGCUUAAAGAAUACAAAAUAUUUUAAUGGACUUUUCAGACUUGUGAAGUAAUAAUUAUUACAGUUUUCUUGUUUGAAGUAUAAUAGCCAAUUUGAUGUGUUUACCUCAUGCUACAGGUGUGCGAUUUUUUAGAGGAAGUAACAGAGACAAACGAAGACGAGAGAGAAAUUUAAGGCUAAAACUUAAAGAGCGAGAAGGAAUUCAGCCACUGUGAGUUUGUCAUAAUCAUUUUAAGAGUAUUUUUUAAGUUGUUAGGCUGUGAAUAGGAAUUGUGUCACCAUAACGAUUGAAGUGGUCUCCUUGUUCCGUUGCCUAAAAGUGAAUUUCCAUCACCAAAAAGCAUGGUUGUAUUACCCCCAACUUUUGACCUAAGGUAAAUUUAUGGUUUUAAAUGUAUUUUGAGAUAAGUUUUAAAGUUUGGAGGUGCUACCACACAAGUAUCAAAACCUCCAACCAACAAUGGCAGUGUUGUGACAGCUUAGUAAACUUUGCACCAGGGAUGUUCCAUCCAGGUGGGUAUAAGCAGUCACGGCAACCAUGCAAGGGUUUGACAUCACCUACAGUGUAAACUGUCCUGUUUUUUUUUGGAUGGGGAGGGGGGUAGCCCUAUUCCACAAUAAUGAUGAUUAUAAUAUUCUUUAAAUGGUGAUUAGUAGUAGUUGCCUUAAAGAGUCCAUAGAAAUUUUAUUUUGAACAAGACCACAAUUUUCUUAAGCAAAGUUAAGCAUUUACUGGUGAUCUGAUGCAGUGUUAUUGAAAGUAAAUGAAAGCAUCAGUUCAGUAAAUUAAUUUAUGUUGUUUUUCCUUUUUGCAGAGUUUUUGACAAAAAGAAAUUUUUCAGAAGAAACUUUGAAAGAGAGUUGUUUGCAUUCAAGAACAGACUGGGUUUAACUUUUCAAGAUGAUAACACGCUUAGAACGGCCUUGACUCACGAGUCCUACAAACAUAACGGUAGAAAAGGAUCAGUUCACACACAGGAGAAUAAUGGAAAACUGUCACUGAUUGGUUUGUAGUUUUCCAUUUUUUUUUAACUCUUAAUUCUGACAUCUUGGCUAUAUUUUUUUUCUUAAUCAGGACCUGUUUAUAUCUGUGAUAAAUAGAUCUGUGAUAUCUCUCAGUUACUUUGUUUGCUGUGAUUGUUCAAUUUAGUAGGCUGUGUUUCACUGUACAGCCCCCUAGAUUUAAAGUUUUGUUCAAAAUGAAAUAUUUCCCUCCUUUUUGAUCCCAGAUAUGCAUUAAAUAUCUUACUGACCUCUUUGUCUUGACUUUUGGCUCAGUUGCUUUUCACCAGUAAUAUAAAUCCAAUAAAAAAAACUUGAUUUAUAAUUUAUAGAACAGACCUUGAACUUGGUUAGUUACAGGGCCUAAAAUUGCACCUUCCCUAUUGUUUAUGUAUUUGAAAAUUUUGUGCCUGCAAUCAGAAUUGUAUAGGAUGUCUCUCUGUUAUGAUUCAAUUUUAGGUAGUCUGCAAGAGAAAUGAAAAAUUUUUUUUUUCUUUUACAUGGUACUGAUCAUUUCUUUUUUUAAUAUCUUUUUUAGGAGUCACAGCUUCUUCAUUAUAUAUUGUUGAUCAUUUGUGUAACACAUACCCCUCCCUACCCUGCUUAGGUGUAAGGUAAAUAUCUUACAAACAAAUUCUGUGGUGUCACUGUUUGAUUUUGACAUUGAAAGUAGCAAUGCAAAAUGCAUGUACAGAUGUAUAUAGUAUUACGUUUGUGAGACUGAUUUAUGGCACAGCUAAAGAGAUUUGAGCACACAGUCUCUAUGUCUCAGGGAUAUGUAUGGUGUUGUGUUAACCUUUAAACUCCUAAGAUCUGAUUGUUAAUUCUCCCCUCCAGCUGCUACACAUUUCCUUGUAAAUAAGUUACAAGAAUUUGGUGUUAGAUCAAGAUAACAACCUCUACCUGAUAAUUUUGAAUAUUCUCAUGACCUGUUUGCUGGAUAAUGUCUAGAUAUUAGAGGGAGAAGUUUCUUGUUGAUCACUUCAGGGAGUUAAAGGGUUAAGGCUGCAGAGACAUAUAUUAUACCCAAAAUCUGAAGCACAAAGCAACUUUAUAGUUACUGUACUGAAAUGUGGCCAUUACCUCACAAGUCAACACUACAAGGUUAACCUGCCUAUGAUACUAAUACAGUAGAACUAUCCAAUAUUUUUAGAAGUAAGAAAAGGAUGAAAAAGGCAAUAAUAAGAUAAUAAGUAAUUGUUUAACAAAAUUUUUGAUUCACCCAAGAUUGAAAAUGAAAAUACAGCAUUUCAUUCCCAGUGCACUGUCCAUAUCAUGUGUUUGUGAAUACAACUCCAACAUACUGAUGGAAUGUAAAUUAAGUGUUUUUGCUUUAACCCUUUAACUCCCAAGAUCUGAUUGUUAAUUCUCCCCUGUAGCUGCUACACAUUUCCUUGUAAAUUAGUAAUGAGAAUUUGGUGCUAGAUCAAGAUAGCAGCUUCUACCUGAUAAGUUUGAAUAUUCUCAUUACCUGUUUGCUGAAGAAUGUAUGGAUAUUGAAGGGAGAAGUUUUAUCUUAAUCACUUCUGGAAGUUAAAGGGUUAAAUAUCAUAGAAACUAAACUUAGUUUUGCAAUAAUAUCCUUUCUCAAGUGAUUUCUUUUUCUUCCUUGAUCCAAAAUCUUAGUUUUUGUGCAAUUUUUCAAACCCCCAAGAAACACCAUCAAAAUUAACUCUCUAAUUAUUAACAUCAAACUGCAUUCCUUUACACAGAUGUCUUCAUGAUUUUCUCAUGGGCAGAAGUACCAUUGUAAAGUUAUCAAAACUCAUAGCAUUGGCAGACCUGAUCAGAAUGGAGGUAAAUUUAAUAUUAGAGAUUUGAUUCAUAUCCUGUUUUCAGGUUUGUUGUAAUUACUUAAAAACCUCAAUUGUAUUAAUUUGAACAUUGUUUCCCUCUAAUCUUCUUCUAUCUUACUGACGGCAAGGAAAAUUAUUAAUCAAGCUUAAUUGAAGUACAGUAUGCAUAGCUGUUUCAAGGCAAAAGUGUAAACAGCAAUCUCAAGCAGUAAUCUUGGUAUCCAGUAAUUGAUGAAUUUUAAUAAGUGAAAUAAAUUUAAAAAAUUAAUCUAACCCACAAUAUCCUUGCUGUGACAUGUUCUAAGUUUUCCCUGAAAUCCUACAGUCAAGGAACUGUGAUCUGAGAACUACCCACAAUAUCUUUUCAGGUUGUCUUGUGCACUUUUACACUUUUUUUUUCUGGCAACCUGUCUCAAAACUGUUGUAUACAUAUAUGUGUCACUCUUGGUGUAACCUCAUGAUUUUUCAGCUUGUAUGACAUUGAAUGUUUGAUACUUCAUUCUGCAUUAAUUUUUUUUCUUUUUUUUCCUUUGCUACACAGCAUGACUUAGAUGAACUUAACAAAGAGAAACAUCUGGAUUAUAGACAGGAGGAUGUCAUUUGUGAUGCAUUCUUCGCAUUUAUUGGAGCAAUUUAUAUUGAUCAGGUAAACUAACAUGUAGAAAUAAAUAAUAUAUUAUAAUUACUGGUUAUAGUGUAAACUAAAUAUUUUUCAUCCCACAUUUAAGUCUUUAACCCUUUAACUCCCAAGAUCUGAUUGUUAAUUCUCCCAACUGGCUGUUACACAUUUCCUUGUAAUUCAGUUACGAGAAUUUGGUGUUAUAUCUUGAUAACAACCUUUAACUGAUAAGUUUGAGUAAUCUCAUUACCUGUUUGUUGGAUAGUGUAUGGAUAUUGUAAGGAGAAGUUACAUGUAAAUCACUUCUGGGAGUUAGCAAUUAUCCCAAAUUCACUGCAUGAGAGUCCAUUGCUUCAUCUCCAUUCCAAUCAACAACGGUAAAUACAUGUACCCUGGUACCUAUAUCGCAAAGUACUAACAGCAAUUAUUUUUUUUGCUGUAGUUUAUGGUAUAUAACUCUGUGAUUUCAUUUCACAAAAAAAGCCAUUAAUUUUAGUGAGUGAUGUUAGGUGUAUGGGUUAUUUUGUAAUUAACAAAGGUAAUAUAUUAUUAACAAGGUUAAUGUGUAUUUGUGUUUGAUUGUAUCACUUAUCUGAUUGGUUUGCAGUAGAAAAUUUCAGUAUUUUUUUAUUGACAAUAAUUAUUUGAAUUUAAGGGACCUGCUGAAGCAAGAAGAUUUGUAGAUGACUUUGUCAUUACUCAGCUUCAAGGAGAGGAACUUCAUAAAAUUCUUCACUUCCCAUCAGCAGAAAUAGUCCUGACCAAUAUCUUUAUAACAGGGGGAAAAGAAAAGCCUGUUGCAAGGUAAAAUGAGAGGAUCUAAACUCUUAUAAGUAAUUACAGAAUAAAAUACAUCUCUCUUAUUCUAUGAACAAACAUGAUUGACAUUGCUGAUCCAAGCAGUAUACAGGAAGUGUGUCAUAUAUGAACUUCAUAAGGGCCCUUGCUCACCAUGGAGUCUCUGUGGCUCAAUGGUAAAGCAUCAGAGUGUGGAUUCCUCUUGGGAACUCAGAAUUUUUUCCUUUGUCCAACACUCCUGACCUGAUGAAAAACAUCUUUCUGUAAAAUGGUUGUACUUGUAAGGGUCAAUGAUAUCUCAACAUGCACAGAAAUGUGUUUUUAAACUGUCAUGAGACAGAUGACCAGCUCAGUUGUUAAACUCUUUAAACCCUAAGAGGGAUACGAAUUCUAAUUCUCCUUACAAUAUAACUGCUGAAUCAAACAUUUAAGUCAUGAGAAUAGAGGAAUUGAACACCUAUUAAAACAGCUCUUGAUUGUAAAACAAAUUCUCCCUGUCAGCUCCAUAGAAAUGUAUAAGUGGAGUAUGGAGAAUGUGUAUACUGAAAAAGGUUACUGCAAAGGGCUAAGGGCUAAGUUUGAAUUCAGCUGUUUUCUAAGAGCUUCCUUGUCUCUGGUUUAAAUACUAAUUAAAUUGUUGCAGACUAAUGGUUGCAAUUGAUUGAUCUACAUGUAUUGUUUGCAGAGUAAUCCAAGAAAGUGGAGUGAAAACAAAUUUCCCAAUCUAUGUAGUAGGGGUAUUCUCUGGAGAGCAAAUGAUCUCAGAAGGUAAAGAAUAGCCUUCUUAUUUAUUAAACCUUUAACUCCAAAGAUCUGAUUGUUAAUUCUCCCUUCUAGCUGCUACACAGUUGUAAAUUACAUGUAGUUAUGAGAAUUAAGUGUUAGGUCAAGAUAACAACUUCUACCUGCAUGAUAAGUUUUAAUAUUCUCAUUACCUGUUUGCUGGAUAAUAUAAGGAUAUUAUAGGGAGACUUUUCAUGUUUGAUUAUUUCUGGGAAUUAAAGGGUUAGUAAGUGAUUAAGACUGGCCUGGAACUUAACACUGAACAAUGCUCAGUAAACUACAAUUUAUUUGACAAUUAAACAAUGUGCUUAAAUUCAACUCUUGUAUCUAUUUUGGAUGUGAUUGAAAUAUUUUGAUUGCUAACAUGAUUAGAAAGCUUAACUGUAUAAAAAUCCCCUUGGAAUGUUUAAAGCUUACAAGAAGAGUUUGCAAGUUGCAAGCUUAAGGCAAAUGAUUUUCAAGCUUUGUGAGUGUUCUACCACUAUUCCAAGUGGAUUGUUACACUCCUAGAUAGAUAGAAAAGUGAAUUCUACAUAUAUUUUCAGAUUGCACUCCUAGUAUAGCUACCCAUGUUUUCCAGCCUUCAUUGUUAUUCAGGGCACCAAGCACACAUUUAAUGUCUUGUCCUUUCAACCGAAAAUUGAAAUUCUGGGGUUUAUAUAAAGGUAGUAUUUGACCAGUGAGAUCAAUUGUAAUUGUAAGGUUACUUUAUGGCUUAGUCAACUUUUAGCUACUUUUUUUUUCAUACUUCUUUUCAAGAGCGCACAAUUUCAGAUCUACAUCAUAAUUUAUAUUCUUCCUCUCUAUGGCCAAAACUUUACAAAUGUGUUCACUUGAUGUAUUAUUUUGUUUCUUUACAAUUUUCAGCUUCAAGUUACAAUUUGCUCACUGCUACACAUGAAGUAAGUGAAUGAUAAUUUUUUAUGUAAUGGUUGUGAUGUGUAGAACAUGUCUAAGUGAAAUGCCUUCAAAUGAUUCAUUGAUUGACUGACUGAUUAACUGACUGACUGACUGAUUUGUGUUUCUGCAAGAGAGUUAACUUUCAGGGUAAACUGACAAAAUGAUUGGUAAUUACUUGUGUUGAACUGUCUGUCUGAUUGGGGGUUGGGUCCAAAACUAGCAUCAUCAGCAGUGUAGUUGGAAGCCAGUUACCUGUCUUGUAUCAAUUUUGAACUCACCACUAGGGUGGCAGGAGAAUGCACUCUGAUAUCUGUAUGGCAUUUAUCGGCAUGUUAGGAUGUUUUAUUCCUUUAAUGAUCACUUUUGCAUGGAAAUGGGAGUCUGAUAUACCUUUUGACCACUCUUGCUAACCACACCCUUGCCUCCCAGCAAAGUGAAGAGGCAAUUCUCCUGGGUGCCUCAUAUAACAAAGAAUAGCAAGAAUAUCUUUCUGAAGUUAAUACCAAUAGGUUAGACUUUUUGAGAAGAAAUCUGACAUUUAAGCACUUUUUCUUGUGUUUUAGGCUUGGAAGGCAGCACUAAUGAAAUAUUGCCAAGAAGGAAUGCUGAUGCCUUUCCCCAAAGAGCGUAAAAGUGUACAGAAUGUCUCAUGUUAAAUAAACCACCCUACUUGUAAAUACUGUAUUGUGAAAGGAAUCUUCCCUCAUAAUCCGUUAAAUAACAGUGCUGUGUUCAAUGAUUUCAAUUAUGAAAUCUUGGUAUUAAGAUGAAGAACUCUUAAAAGGAAGAAUUCAAGUGUUGUCAUGACAAGAUUAAAGGAAUGGAAGUAAUGUCAUAAGGAUUGUGCAAAUGGAUAGAAAAUAGGGUGAUCUAUUCCAUACAAAGAGAAAAACAAAGUUCUGUCAACACUUCACUUUAAAAUACUGGAUUUCAACUCUUAACUUAUCCAACUUUCUAAACAUUUCAUGGGGACUUAAGUAGUCAGGCUUACAUCAAAAAUUUUGAAAAUAGUAACCCCUUACACUCCAACAUCAGUAUGCAUAUUCUCCAUACUUUCUCUAUACAUUUCUUUAGGUUCUGAAAAAGAGAAUUUGUUUAACAAUCAAGAGCUUGUUUUAUUAGUUAUUGAUCAUUUCCCUUAUUCUCAUGACCUUGAUGUUUUCUUCAGGGGUGAUGUUGUCAGGAAAAAUUAGAUGCCAGUCACACUAAGGGGUUAAAGGGUUAAAUAUUUUGUUAUUCUUUCAAUGAAAGUGUUGGGAAGCUGAUUAGUAUCAACUCCUAUCACAAGUUUUCCAUAUUCUGCCCUUAACUACUCACAGCUGUUAGUAGUCCGUCAUGAAACUUUAAACGUAGGUGUAAUUUGCCAAGGAGGGGAGGGGGGGAGUUGGUAUAAAAGGGAUUUACAGCAUAUCUUUAUCAAACACCUUUAUUAAGGCCUCAACAGGAGAAAAUUAAUUUAUUUUUAAGGAGCGAUUUCUCGUGUUUUUCCACUUUCACUAACGGUGUUAAUAUACCAGCGUAAAGGUGGCGUUCGUCUGAUCCUCUUGCUGAAAGCGAGCGGUGUUGGUGUCUCACUAACCUCGAAACCCUUAUUGGAAAAUGCACAACCAAAUGCCAUUGUUAUUUAAUUUAUUAUUCUUACAAUUAUUAGGUUUAUUUUGUAAUGAGAACUGCUGAACCUCCCAUUUGCAAAAUUAAAAAUCAAACGGGAAUUGUAUUUGGCGAAUGAUAAUUCAUGAGAGGAACUAUCUAUAAACCAACCUUUC
Messenger RNA from Pocillopora meandrina, 8550 nucleotides. The record is from the annotation of a GenBank genome assembly. Lineage: Eukaryota; Metazoa; Cnidaria; Anthozoa; Scleractinia; Pocilloporidae.